Zootermopsis nevadensis is the source of this 5307-nucleotide messenger RNA. It is a transcript of the gene stj, whose product is annotated as voltage-dependent calcium channel subunit straightjacket. Lineage: Eukaryota; Metazoa; Arthropoda; Insecta; Blattodea; Termopsidae. Gene Ontology annotation, cellular component: voltage-gated calcium channel complex. The record is from RefSeq and is a predicted model, not a curated record. Gene Ontology annotation, molecular function: voltage-gated calcium channel activity.
CUGGGAAAUGUUUGCUCUGUGAUUACAUUGUCUCAUUCGCUGCCUAUAAAAACUAGAAGAAUGUUCCAGCGUGAAUAAGAUAAGUCAUCCUGAUAGACUUCAGUGCCAAUUGUUGUUAAUUGUUACCUCAUUUUUCUUACUUUAAAAGCCGAAUAGCCACAACAAAUACAACAGAUAUUGCAAAUGAAGUACAAAUUUAUCAAUUUGAUUGGAAACAUGUUGAUUGGAUGGUUUAAAACAGAUUGUCUAAGAAGCUACGUACAUAUGAACCAAUGGAAAAGAGUUAAAUAGGAGGACCAAGAAGUCAAUGGAAGGACCAAUUUUAAUCAUCUGAACUCGGGACGGGCUUGAUAGCACACAAUCCAAGUCAAGGAAGAAGACGAUAAGCAAGGCUACAGGCCUAUGAAAACAUAUAAUUAUUUAACAAUUACUUUUGUAUGUGGAUUAUAUGUGAUAUAUGAGAGUAUGUUCCCACCUUUUUAAUUCUUUAAUUAUAGGUACCUGCUCUCUCCAUCAUCAGGGCAUCAUUGUCCUCAUCCACUCAUUUCCCUGGUGAUGGAAGCAGCAAGCACGUCUGACAGCAGAACAACAUUUUGAGACCCGGAAUCCUGCUCUCUUGGUACAUAACUGGGCUGGAAAACUUGGUGGGGAGUUGUGGCAUCUGGGCGAAUAUGUUACCAGCAGAGAAGAAAUUCAGAAGAACUAUAAGUCUGCCCAGGUAAAUCGAAAAGAUGGGAACUCAUUAGUGAGGGAGAUAGCUAAUGACAUAAAGAAUAUGACAGACCUGAAAAUCAGUGCAGUGAAGCGGAUUAUGGAUUCAGCAGAAGCAACAGCUGUGUCACAACAGGAUGAAGUAGUUACAGAGUAUGAAUACUACAACACUAAGACAUUGAGGCCACCUGGAGAGCCCCUGGAGAAGGGGGCAAAGGAGAUGAUCCUCACGCCCAAUAAACAUUUCUACAAUAUUCCUGUUAACACUAGCCACAGUGCAGUGCACGUGCCUACCAACGUCUAUGAUCAAGCACCAGAUAUCCUGAAGGAUAUAAAAUGGUCAGAAAAUUUGAAUGAGAUUUUUAUAAGGAAUUAUCAGGAUGAUCCUUCAUUGUCAUGGCAGUAUUUUGGCAGUUCUUCAGGAUUCAUGAGACAAUAUCCAGCCAUGCAAUGGAGGAAUGACUCGGUGGAUCUCUACGAUUGUCGGACUCGUUCAUGGUACAUUGAGGCAGCUGCAAGUCCUAAAGAUAUGCUUAUCCUGGUAGACAACUCUGGUUCCAUGACAGGUAUAAGGAAGGAGAUUGCUCGUCAUGUAGUCAGCAACAUCCUUGAUACACUUGGCAACAAUGACUUUGUCAACAUAUUUAACUUCUCGGAAGAGAUUGAUGAGGUUGUGCCAUGUUUCAAGGAUAUGCUGGUUCAGGCAAACCUUGCCAAUGUCCGAGAAUUCAAGCAGGGAAUGAAAGACUUGCACACUGACAAAAUUGCAAAUUUCUCUGCAGUUCUCAGUAAAGCAUUUGAAUUACUGCAACAGUACAGGGAAACAAAGAAGGGGGCAUGUUGUAACCAGGCAAUCAUGCUGAUUACUGAUGGAGUACCAUACAAUUAUAAGGAAAUUUUUGAAGAAUACAAUUGGAAAAAUUUUCCCAAUAUGCCAGUCCGUGUCUUCACUUAUCUGAUUGGUCGAGAAGUUACAGAUGUUCGAGAAGUCAAGUGGAUGGCUUGUGCAAAUCGAGGUUACUAUGUACCGUUAAGUACUCUAGCUGAGGUGCGAGAACAAGUGUUGCACUACAUACCUGUCAUGGCUCGUCCCCUUGUGCUAACAAAAACGGAACAUCCCAUUAACUGGACACCUGUAUAUGCUGAUAUAACAGAUCCUAAAAUGACAGACUGGCUAUGGGAAAAAAGAGUGUGUACAGAACAGAAAGAAAUAUAUGAAACAUACUUUAGAGACAGGUUUCAUAACAACCACAUAAGUAAUGAAGAACAUGAUCGGAGAUACGUUCAGAAGAUAAGAAGGGCAAUGGACAACGAUGAAGAAAGUGAAGAUUAUCAGAAGUAUCAGCUUAUGACCUCUGUCUCAAUGCCUGUUUUUGACCAGAGGGAGAAUGCGAACAUCACUGAACGGAUUCUCAUAAAUGAGGCGAUUUGGGUUGAAAAAAUAAGAGAGACAAAAAUUGCACGUCUGUUGGGUGUGGCAGGCACAGAUGUUCCAAUACAGGACAUCCAGAAGCUGAUGAUGCCACAUAAGUUGGGAGUAAAUGGAUAUGCAUUCAUAAUUACAAACAAUGGGUACAUACUAACACAUCCUGACCUCCGCCCAGUGUUCCAGGGUAUUCUGAAGCCUAGCUACAACAGUGUGGACAUGGCCGAGGUUGAGCUGGUGGAUGAUCACAGAGAAGCGAGGGAUAUAAAUCCAAAACUACGUGAAUUUCGAAGUGACGUUAUUAAUCAAAGUACUGGUGCAACCACCCUGGAAGUCAAGUAUUAUUAUGAUGAUAUGAAACGUGUCUCACAUACAAAGCGCCAUUAUUAUUACACUGGUAUUGAAAACACCCCAUUUACUCUGGUCAUUGCUCUGCCUGAUCACUAUGGCUUGGUUUCUGUCAAUGCACAAGUAGAAAUUCGCCGACAGUAUGCUGAGGGGGUAAAUGUAUCACAGUUUUUCCAAGGAGACAAUUGGAGGAUUCACCCUGAGUGGACAUAUUGCAAAUAUCAUUAUGAUUCAGAACAUGAAUUCCCAACACCUGAAGCAGAAUUUCGUCAUUUUCUUGUGAGAACAGGAAAUCCAAACUGGAAAUGGCUUAGUAAGCGUUCAGUUACCCCACCUGAACACGUCGAACAGUCUAACACAUCUGGGGGAAAAUCAGAAAAAUUGGACAAGGACUCAUAUUUCUGUGACCGUGAACUAUUUCUUUCUUUGAUAUUUGAUGGUAGAGCAACAGAAUGGUUUUCUAAUAGAAACAUGAGUUCCAAUCAAGAUUCAAAGAAGGAGUUUCAGCAGAGGUUUGGUGUCACAAUAGCAUUUGUUGCAACUCAUAGUGGACUCACAAGAUGGCAGGAAUUCCCUGGGGAAGAGAACAGAGGGCAACCGCGUUUUGGUGAUGUCCACAACAGAGCUUUAGAUGAGAUAUGGUACAAGCGAGCUGUUGAGCAGCACUAUGUGGAUGAGGAAAGUUUUGUGUACUCUGUGCCAUUCGAUGAUGGAGAAGGUUACAGGAAUGAGACACUGGUAACGGCUAGUCAUGCCAUUUUCAGCCAUAAGGCCCAACCUGAUAAUAAGAUGUACAGGUCCCCAGUGGCUGUGGUGGGGUUUCAGUUUAGACACAUGUCACUACAUGCACUAUUCAAGAACAUCACCAGCACUUGCGAUAGUUGCCGCUUGACAUGUGACUCUGAUGAGCUGGAAUGUUAUGUGCUAGACAACAACGGCUACAUCAUUGUGUCAGAGUCACUCAGGGACACAGGGAAGUUCUUUGGGGAAGUUCAAGGCAAUAUUAUGGAAAUGAUGGUUGAAGAGGGCCUGUACAAGAGAAUUCAUAUGUUUGACUAUCAAGCUGUUUGCUUCAGAGAGGAUGCCACAAAGAGUAAAGCACCGUUCCUUAUUACGCCACUGACGCAUCUGAAGUGGAUGUUGGAGUGGUUUAUUGGUAACAUUGUAUGGCUACUUGUAGAAAGUAACUUCAAAUUUCUAUGGCACUUAAGUUGGGCAUUUGCUUCAGAAGAUGAUUAUCAUGAUGGCUUUGACAUACCCACUGACAUUACAUUUGUGGAGAUAUUAGAAGAACAAAAUAUGAAGCCUACAGAACCGCCAUAUGAGAAACUGCAGAUUAACAGGACGCGUCCUGAGCCGUGUGAUAAGGAGGUGGACUUGUACCAGUUGCAGUCUCACAGUGACCAAGUAUUCAGCAAAAGAGCAGAUGAAGGGUGUGUCAGGCCAUUUGUUGUUCAGAAAAUAAGUUUUAGUAACAUGAUUCUGGUAGUGGUGGAUACAUUGUGUACAUUCCCAGAAGAAAAAAAACUCAGCAUAACACCAGAUGAAGUCCGAUACAAUAGUAGUUUGGCAUGUUUUAAGGUGCACUCUGAUCUCCCCCAGAAAAGACCUACUUCCUGCAUAAAACAGCAUCCUAAGGAGCAAGAGAUUGAGCUGUGUGGGCACAGUUCACGGGUUGAAGUUAGCGUCCUGCCAUUUCUGCUCUGCUGGCUCGUAACUUUCCUCCUUGGCACUGAACACUAGCCACGUCUUGGAGCAGGCAGCGAAACAGUGACUGUGAUACAUAGAAGUACUAUGUCUAACUGUGCAUCCAUGUGCAGUACUGGCCAUUUAUAUUUUUUAAAGAUGUGAAGAAGUGAUUGCUGAGGUGUUGUUCUUUAUGUCCAUUUCUAAUAAAUCAGCAGUUAAUCCUAAAGUAUAUGUUUAUAUAAUGUCUUUAUAACAAUGUUUGUCGAAACUUGUUGAAUGAAACUUAUCUUCAUUGCAAUCAGGUAUACAAGAUCUUUCACAGUCAAUAUAUGUUUUCUAUAUUUGGUAUACUGGGCUGAGAUACUGUGUAUUCUUAUGGGUAGUUCCCAACAUUUUAGAGUCGAUGUUCCUCUGGAACGUUGGUAAUCAUCUACAAGAUUACAUGACAUCACAAACCAGAAAACCAGGACUGACCUUCACUAAUGUGAGAAUCUCAAAUCGCAUAAUGUUUUGAUGUCACUGUUGCACAUGAAAUGAAGUUGUAAGAAUAAAUCUGAGUUUUUUAAAAAGCCUCUCCACACAUAGGAACAGAAUGGUUGGCUAUUCUGUGACAUGCAUAUUGGGCUAAAUUCAAGAAGUUUUAUCUGUGCAACUCCCAGGACUUUUCAGGCAUCUGGGAAGUAACAUGAAAAUUGGGACAAAUGAAUAUAUAAUUUCACAUAGUCCAUGCUAUCACCAUGAUAGUUUGAUGUGCUACGCUUGAUUGUGGAGAAAUGCAUUGGAAAAAUAAUUUUAAUUUAUAGAUUGUACAAUUUAUUUAUUUAUUUUGACUUUUCAUCUGUAGAUGUCCAUGAUUUACAUCAACUAAGAAUACUUUUCUAUACCGCUACAAAACUAAUUCAGUGAGUGUGGUAAACAAAGUAUUAGAUCAUUCUGUUUUGUUAAUAUAAAUUGAAAGUACAUUAUUAUUAAGUUAUACUUUUUAUCUUAUUGAUAAAAACUGGUUGCAUUGUGAGCAUAAGGUAAGAUUUUGAAAUGUAAGUUGUUCAAAGAUUCAUGUGUAAUCAAAAAGUUGUGAUAUCCUAUAAGAUUAAGCUAUUGUCCAGAAUACAUAACUUUCUAUUUGUAUAGAA